AUGCGGUCCAUCUCGGUCCUCGAGGCGUCCUUCCAAUCCCUCUCCCCCUCGAGCUCGACUUCGCCCUCUCCGCUCCCGCAAGACCUCGUUGCGACUACGACCGAUGCAGGGACGGACACGACGUAUGCUGUGACGCUUUCGAGCGAGUCGGGGUCAGAGGAGGUCGAGGUUCACGUUUGGAGGAUGCCGCAGGAUGAAGUAGAGCCCGCUACGCUCCUGAACUCCUUCCUCCCCGCUCCUUCUCCGCCAACUCUGCCCUCUUCGCAACCUUUCGUUGUCUCCUUCAAGUACUUGCCGGAAGACGACGCUCUCGCACUCGUCCUGGCGAACGGAGACGUUGAGCAGGUGUUCCUGGAGGGAGGAAUGGGAGAGGCGAGGAGAGAGAACGUCGGAACGUUUGAUUACGGCAUCAAGGCGGCUUCGUGGAGUCCGGACGAAGAGCUUCUUGCUAUCGUUACCGACAACGACCAACUCCUCGUCCUCGCCAAAACCUUCGACCCUCUCUCCGAACAACCACUCCACACUUCCUCCUUCGGCGCCGACGCCCCCGUCUCAGUCGGCUGGGGCCACAAGUCGACCCAAUUCCACGGCUCGCUCGGCAAGUCUGCCGCAGCUGCAGCCGCGAAGCAGAACCCGCUUGAUGCGGAUUGGCUCGAGAGUGCGAGGGACGAUGGGUUGACCCGCAUCGCGUGGAGGGGCGACUCGGCUUGGUUUGCGGUCAACAGCCUCGAGCGCGCGCCGCCGCGGUCCGACGUCGCGGACGGUGCGGAACGUCGAGUGCGGCGGAUCAGGAUCUAUUCGAGAUUGGGCGAACACUCUUCUACGUCCGAGCCCGUCCCGGGCCUCGAAGGCUCGCUAGCGUGGAUCCCCAGCGGCGAGAUCAUCGCUUCGACGCAACGGAAAGUCGUCGUCUCGGCGGAGGGACAGAGGAAGGACGAGUUGCAAGUCGUGUUCUUUGAAAGGAAUGGGUUGCGGCGGUAUGAGUUUGGGUUAAGGGAGGAAAGGGCGGAGGCGGUCCAGGUGCGCGAGCUGGGCUGGAACGCCGCGAGCGAUUUGCUCGCGGUGUGGAUUGAGCGGGACGCGGAGGAGGCGGGUGCAGCAUCCUCACAUGCCGUCCAACUCUGGCACCGCUCGAACUACUACUGGUACCUCAAGGCCGAGCUUGCGCCUCGACUGCCCCUCUCGCGGCGGUUGCAGACCGUGGCUUGGCAUCCGGAGAAGGCGCAUGAGAUUGAGCUGAUCGCAGCGGACGGACUGGAGCGGUAUAGCUUGUGCUGGGAGACUUUCGCGUCGCAGCGUCCUGCGCCUCUCGACGAUGGAACGGUUGCAGUCGUCGACGGAGUCGACAUCAAGCUCACGCCGUUCCGACUGCAAAACGUCCCGCCGCCCAUGUCUUCUCUCGUCCUCCGCUCCUCGCGCCCACAAACUCUCCUUCCUCCCGCACACAUCUCCUUCUCCGCCUCUCCCUCUCAUACCUCCCCUCUCCGCUUUGCCGUCCUCUACCCCGACUCGUUCCUUGAAUUCUACCGCUGGUCGCUCCCUCUCACCGGCAACGCCCAACGAAACGCCCUCGCCGGCUUGUCCGAACCUGUUCUCGAGUGGUCGCUCCAGCUCGACCCGAACGCCACGAGGCAGCGAUGUGUCGCGAAGCAGUGUGCGGUGUAUGGAGACAAGGUUGCGGUAUUGCGGAGUUCGCAGGACGAGGAGGCGGAGGACGAGGUGUUGAUCGUUGAUGGUCGGCAAGGGGAGACGACCUCCGUGAAAGUCUUGGAGGGUGCGCAAAAGAUCGCUGCGAUGCACGAGCGGGAGAAGCAGGAUGGCGGUGAGGAGAACGGACAGGAGGACGUCGAUGGAUUUGUGCUGGUCACCAAGUCGGGCGAGGUCCUCGAGAUUUCCGCCGCUGGCUCGGACGACUUCGCCUCGCCCUCGUCCAGCCUCUCUCCGUUCCCCGAGUUCUGCCAGACAAUCCAGCACGUCCGGCUGCCGCCCUCAUCACCUUCGUCCUCCUUCCGCCUGCCCACUUUGAUCGGUCUCGCAGCCUCCGGCAGGCUUUACUCGUCCGCACGCCUCCUCGCAUCCGACGCAACUUCCUUCACCAUCACUCCCGACUUCCUCAUCUACACCACCUUCUCGCACGAAGCGAAGUUUAUCCCCCUCUCCACGCUUUCGACAACCCCGGCAGCCGACUUUACCGAGUCUUUCGCGCGACGAGCAGCCGGGAGCGCAGCUUCAGGUCCGAGCGAGACCAUCAAGCGUGCUGUCGAGCGCGGAUCGCGCAUCGUAACAGUCGUGCCGAGCUCGACUACGCUCAUCUUGCAGAUGCCGCGCGGGAACCUCGAGACGAUCUGCCCGCGGCCGCUGGUGCUGCGAGUCGUGCGGAGCUUGCUCGACAGCCGUCGCUUCCGCGCUGCCUUCCUCCUCUGCCGCCGACACCGCAUCGAUCUCAACAUCCUGCACGACCACGACCCGGCAGCUUUCGUUGCUAAUCUGCACGACUUCGUCUCGCAAGUCAAGGAUAUCGACUACCUCAACCUGUUCCUGAGUGGCUUGAAGGACGAAGACGUCACGAAGACGAUGUACAAGCCUCUCGUUGGAGGCGGUGUCGAGUCCUUCGACCCGUCGAGCAAGGUCAACACGAUCUGCCGACUCGUUCGCGAGGAUCUCGAGCAGCGCGACGUGUUUCACUUCGCAAAUACGAUCCUGACGUCGUAUGUCCGCCAACGCCCGCCUGCGUACGAGGAUGCGCUCAACCUGCUGGUCCAGCUCAAAGCCAAGGACGCCGACCGAGCCGAAGACGCCGUCAAGUACAUCAUCUUCCUCAGCGACUCGAACAAGCUAUUCGACCUCGCGCUCGGCAUGUACGACUUCCCGCUCGUCCUGAUGAUCGCGCAGCAGUCGCAGAAGGACCCGCGAGAGUACCUGCCCUUCCUCCGCGCUCUUCGUUCGCUCCCGCCCUUCCUCCAACGCCAUAAGAUCGAUGACCACCUAGGCCGCCACUCAUCCGCGCUGAUGAACCUGUCGAAAGCCGGCGACGAGCAUUUCGAUGAGGCGCUCGAGUACACGAAGAAGCACGGCUUGUUCGAGGUUGCGCUGCGGGCAUACGAGGGCGACAAGAAGAAGUAUGAGAUGGUCUUGUCGGCCAAUGCGGAGCACCUCUUCGACCGGUCUAAUUACUUCGAAGCGGCACUUCUCUUUACGCUCGCCGCCCAGCCGGAGAAGGCGAUGCUCGCCUACCAAAGGGCUCGAGCAUGGCAGGAACUGUUCACGCUUGCGCUCACGUCGGGCACGGUUGACGAGGAGGGCGUCAAGGAGCUUGCAGCGGACGUGGCUGACGACCUUUCCGGCAAGAGACGGUACGGCGAGGCGGCGAAGGUCCUGCUCGACUACGGCAAGGACGUCGACACAGCAGUCGCUAUUCUCUGCGAGGGUAGCCUGCACGCUGAAGCGACGCGAGUGACCGCCUUGCACGACCGGCGCGACCUAGUCGACUCGCGCAUCAAGACGAGCACGCUCGAGCUGCAGGAACGUCUCUGCGAGGACUGCUCCGAUCUGACCGAGCAAGUGCAGAAGCAGCUCGACCGGCUGGCGGCGCUGCGGACGAAGCGGGAUCAGAACCCUUACUUCUACUACUGCGUCGACGAUCCGACGGCGGCGUUCGAGAACGUCGAGAUCGCGCCGGACGGCAUGUCGGACGCCGGCACCGCCUUCACUCGCUACACCGUCAACCCGACCACGCUCGCGAGCACAAGUCGCAGGACAUCCAAGACCUCCGGCUCGCGGCGUCGUGCGGCGCUCAAGAAGGCCGCAGGUAAGAAGGGCACGGUCUACGAGGAGAUGUACCUGCUCAACUCGCUCAAGAAGACGGCCGAGUCCAGGUUGGCGGAACUGCAGAAGGAGACCGCCGCCCUCCUGCCCGUCCUCCUCACCCUCUCGUCCGACGAGCACCGCACCGCCGCGACGGACCUUCAAUCUGCCGUCGCCGCCUUCGAAACCUUCGUCUCCUCCGCUGUCGACAGCAUCUGGACGCCUCUCGAGCAAUCUUGGCGCGCCGAGUCGACCGAAGAGCAGCGGAUCAAGGAUACGGGCGACCCGAUAUUGCUGGCGGAGUGGGAGCAGCGACCGAAGCCUGUUGAGGGUGAGGAGGAGACGAGGAGGGUGGAGAGGCCGGCGCUGGCGAGGGAGAAGUGGAGGAUUGGGCUACUCGGUGUGUAG
Molecule: messenger RNA, 4212 nt
Organism: Rhodotorula toruloides NP11
Lineage: Eukaryota; Fungi; Basidiomycota; Microbotryomycetes; Sporidiobolales; Sporidiobolaceae
Product: elongator complex protein 1
Exons: 19
Coding region: 1-4212 (1403 amino acids)
Biological process (GO): tRNA wobble base 5-methoxycarbonylmethyl-2-thiouridinylation
Cellular component (GO): elongator holoenzyme complex; cytosol
Molecular function (GO): tRNA binding
Source: RefSeq, a predicted model, not a curated record